AUACGAGUAGGUGACGGUGAAUCAGGCACAGUCUGACCUGUCUUCUCUCUUCAACCAAACCCAACUGCCCGUAUUAGCGCGAAGCCAAUCUAAGCCAAGCCACUUAGCCACCUCUCCUCUUUGGUCUUAUUCUCACUCUCAAACUUCUCUCAUUAAAGCCUUCAUCUUCCCCCAUUUCAUCCCGUACCUUAUACUUUAAUUCCAUCAAUUGACAACCGCUAAAUUAUCCAAUACUUUGAACUUCUAGGGUCAUCGAUUCAAUCAAAUCAUCUUUCUCCGCGAAAACCAUCACCGGACCGAUCCUGAUUGGGCUUCAUUUAGUUUUAGGUUCAAUUGGAUCGGUUCCGUUCUCAGCUCUACGUAAUAGCGGAAUCCUGCAAAUUAUAGCUUCAAUUUUAGGUUUUGUAUUUGGGAUAAAUGGAUACGAGUCGAAGAGCGGUGGAAUCGUACUGGAGGUCGCGUAUGAUCGAUGGAGCAACCUCCGAUGAAGACAAGGUCACACCCGUGUACAAAUUGGAAGAAAUUUGUGAACUUCUGCGGUCCUCGCAUGGCAGUAUUGUAAAGGAGGUUUCUGAGUUUAUAUUGAAACGACUUGACCAUAAGAGUCCAAUUGUUAAGCAGAAGGCUCUUAGGUUGAUAAAAUAUUCGGUGGGGAAAUCUGGCACGGAGUUUAGGAGAGAAAUGCAAAGACACUCUGUUGCUGUGCGGCAGUUAUUUCACUACAAGGGGCAGUUGGAUCCUUUGAAAGGGGAUGCACUUAACAAAGCUGUGCGAGACACUGCUCAUGAAACCAUCUCUGCCAUCUUUUCAGAGGAAAAUAAGCCAGCUCCUGUUGAAGAUCGGAAUAGAAGAAUCCAAGGUUUCGGAAAUAAAAACUAUGAAAUGCCAUCGGACGAUAAGAAAUCAUUUCUCAGUGAGGUAGUUGGUAUUGGAAGUGCAUCUAUCAAGCAGGGUAUAAGUAGCUUCACACAAAGUAACUCGAUGAGAAAGAAUGACAACGGAAACUACAAGAGCCCAACUCUCCAUAGGUCAUUGACAAGAGAAUCAGAGUAUACGGAAAGAUAUGAACCAGUUCAAUUGCGCAAUGAGGCUCAGGGAAGUUCUGGAUAUACAAGAAGUGUGGCCAGUGGACCUUGGAAUCAAGAUUCAGGAUCAAGUAACACUGAAAUGACCAAUGGGAAUUCAUCUUCAAGUCACUCUGAAAGUAAGACUCCCGAGGAGAGACUGUUGGAGACUAUUGUAACGUCAGGUGGUGUAAGAUUACAACCUACUCGGGAUGCCAUUCAGGUUUUCCUAGGGGAGGCCGCAAAGUUGAAUGGAUUAGCUUUAAGCCAUGCUCUUGAAUUUAAGCUUCAAUCCCCAAUGUGGCAGGUUCGCAUGAAAGCUGUAUGUGUCCUCGAGUCAAUUUUGAGGAAAAAAGAUGAUGAACCAUUUACAGUUGUUGCAUCAUAUUUUGGUGAAAACAUAGAUGCUGUUGUGAAAUGCUCCGAGUCUCCCCAAGCUUCCCUGAGGGAAAGGGCAAACAAGGUUUUGAGCUUCCUGGGUGGCGAACAGACAGGCAGUACUAUAAGUGUGUCUGAAAAGCAUGUGAAGGCUGAAGCCGUUACUGCUGUCCAAAUGCCUGACUUGAUAGACACUGGUGACCAAGAUGAUUACCAAGGAACACACAAUUCAGAAGAGAAGCAAAAUGACCCAAUUAUCACGAAUAUGUCAACAACAACACCCCCACUAAUUGAUGAUUUAUUCGGGGAUAGUUUCAGCAAUGCUGUCAGCACUAGUGAACUGAUAAAUGAUGAUGACCCCUUCGCAGAUGUUUCAUUUCACUCAAGUGAGAGUAAAGAACCUGCAGAUGAUCUCUUUUCUGGGCUGUCUGUUGACAGUAAGGAGGAUGUUACUGCAAAUCAUUCAGCAAAUAAAACUGCCACUGAAUUAUUUGAUAUUUUUGGAUCUGAUUCUGGAAUUACAAUGGAGCAGCAAAACCAGAAGAAAGACGUUGAUGAUUUAAUGAGUGGUUUGUCCUUUAAUGAAAAUGGCUCAAAGGCAGAGCAAAAGGAAAGCUCUUCUGGGUUACUUUCUCAAGCUUUAUUCUCAGAUACAAAAAGUCAUCUCAGUCAGCAGGUCACUAAUGAUAUGACUGGUGUUCUUGGUCCUCAAUCUUUAGGGAUGAAUGCUAAUUUUAUGUUCCCUCAGGGUGCUAUGCCGUACAAUAUGCCACCAGGGUUUAUGUAUAAUCAAGCGCUUCCUUCUCAACAGAUAAAUUAUGCUGCUAUGGGAAAUCUCUUUGCACAACAGCUAGCCCUCCAACAGCUUGGGCAUCUAAAUGCUCAAAACUCUGGCGUUGUUCAGGUUGCUGGAACGACAGUAGGUGCACUACCUGACAUAUUCCAACCAAAUUUUCCAGGUCCAGCUGCUAAUCCAAUAGUGAACAGUUCAAAGAAAGAAGACACAAAGGCAUUCGAUUUUAUCUCUGACCAUAUUGCAGCUGCUCGCGAUCCAAAGAGAUUUGUGUAACUCCUCAAAUGAAAGCCAGAAAUAUGGAUAUGGGUAUUUUGAAGGAUGAGUUAUAAGAAGUGUAUUUUCUUGAGAUGGAUGAGUUCAAAUAUUCUUUUACAAUAAAUGGAACAUUUGCACAGAUAUUACCCCACUUGUUUCCAUGUAAAUUGUGUCCAAAUUGAUAAGAUGGUUAAACGUCCAGGAGCUUAGAUGAAAGAUGGUGGGAAUGGUUAAGAAUAUUGUCCAUUUUCAAGAUCGAACAAGGAAAAGAAUGUUGUGUAGUUACUUUUUUCCGAUUUCCAAAUCUGUAAUGCAGGCACCAAUUUCAUGGCUAUUUCUUUUUUUCUUUUUUUUUUGCCAAGACUCCUGGAUUGAUUUUGUCUUUCGUUUUCUUUGAAGAGUUUUUGUACUUUGAUUUCUCCAAUCCACGAGAAGUACUCGUGGAACGUUUCUCCGAACACAGUUUUGGUUAGCGGGGUGGGGAAAGAAAACAGCAGGCUUUUAUUGUCAAGCUUUUAUACUUUAAUAAUUUAUGGAUUUGUAUAGUGAUAAUGGCUUAGAUAUUGCUGUCUUUGUCUGUUUUGAAUGUCUCUGCUUAAACAAUACAAGAUAAAUCGUCAAA
Molecule: messenger RNA, 3115 nt
Organism: Cannabis sativa
Lineage: Eukaryota; Viridiplantae; Streptophyta; Magnoliopsida; Rosales; Cannabaceae
Product: protein MODIFIED TRANSPORT TO THE VACUOLE 1
Exons: 5
Coding region: 418-2511 (697 amino acids)
Cellular component (GO): trans-Golgi network membrane
Molecular function (GO): phosphatidylinositol binding; ubiquitin binding
Source: RefSeq, a predicted model, not a curated record